Molecule: messenger RNA, 2666 nt
Organism: Canis lupus familiaris (dog)
Lineage: Eukaryota; Metazoa; Chordata; Mammalia; Carnivora; Canidae
Gene: ATAT1
Product: alpha tubulin acetyltransferase 1
Exons: 9
Coding region: 53-955 (300 amino acids)
Biological process (GO): alpha-tubulin acetylation
Cellular component (GO): microtubule
Molecular function (GO): tubulin N-acetyltransferase activity
Source: RefSeq, a predicted model, not a curated record
GAGGAGCGGAAGUGACGUGACGCGGGGCGGGGCGGGCCGCGCACAAUGGGCCAUGGAGUUCUCGUUCGACGUGGACGCGCUGCUCCCGGAGCGGAUCACGGUGCUGGACCAGCACCUGCGACCCCCAGCCCGCCGACCCGGAACCACAACGCCGGCCCGUGUUGAUCUACAACAGCAAAUUAUGACCAUUGUAGAUGAACUGGGCAAGGCUUCUGCCAAGGCCCAGCAUCUUCCUGCUCCCAUCACCAGUGCAUCAAGGAUGCAGAGUAAUCGCCAUGUUAUGUAUGUGCUCAAAGACACUUCGGCACGACCGGCUGGCAAAGGAGCCAUAAUCGGCUUCCUUAAAGUUGGAUACAAGAAACUCUUUGUACUGGAUGAUCGCGAGGCUCACAAUGAGGUAGAACCACUUUGCAUUCUGGACUUUUACAUCCAUGAAUCACUUCAGCGUCAUGGCCAUGGGCGAGAACUCUUCCACUAUAUGUUGCAGAAGGAGCGAGUUGAACCACACCAACUGGCCAUUGACCGACCCUCACAGAAGCUGCUUAAGUUCCUGAAUAAACAUUACAACCUGGAGACCACAGUCCCACAGGUCAACAACUUUGUGAUCUUCGAAGGCUUCUUUGCCCAUCAGCAUCCUCCAGCAAGAAAGCUGCCACCCAAGAGAGCAGAGGGAGACAUUAAGCCAUAUUCCUCUAGUGACCGAGAAUUUCUGAAGGUAGCUGUGGAGCCUCCUUGGCCCCUGAACAGAGCCCCUCGCCGAGCUACGCCUCCAGCCCACCCACCCCCUCGCUCCAGCAGCCUGGGAAGCUCCCCAGAGCGGGGUCCCCUCCGCCCCUUUGUGCCAGAGCAGGACUUGCUGCGUUCCCUGCGCCUCUGCCCCCCACACCCUACUGCUCGCCUUCUGCUUGCUACUGAUCCUGGGGGCAGCCCAGCCCAACGUCGCCGCACCAGGUAAGAAGAGCUGGAGGGUCAGGGAGCCUCAGAACUGUGUCAAAGAGGGUGUUAGCAAUGGCAAAGGGCAGUGUGAGUCUACCAUAGAGGAGAAGUGAUAGGACAGGCGGAUUGGAGAGUCCCGGAACCUUUUGAGAAGAAUAUAUUGGACCAGAUUUUGGGAGCUGGAAAUAAAGUACAUGAAGGAGUAGAAUAGUAUUUUAUAUGGAGUGUAGGAGGGACUCUGGUUUUUAAAGCAAGAGAUGGGAGGAAGGCUAGGAAGUACAGAUCCAUUGGGUGGGGAGAACAGUCUCCAAUUGGGGAGGUCUUGGUUCAGUACUUACUGGUGAGCUGUGGGGUCUCUGGCAGUUCGGGGAACCCUGGCCUCUUGUCAGUGCUUUGUAUAGCAGGGCCUGUCCUAGCGGAGUGGGCACCUCCUUGAUUUCUCUCCCUAGCUCUCUCUUCACCUCUGACUUCUCUUUUGUGUUUUUCUCUCUCCCCUUAUCCCUCUCCCUUCCCGUCCAUAACACCCUUCCCCAGCUCCCUUCCCCGCUCAGAGGAGAGUCGAUACUGACAGUUAGUGGCCCCCUCCCUGGACACCUGGGCCAGGCAGAGUCCCCUCUCCCUGAGAACCCCAGAUUCACUCUUCCAUUAUAGUCCCAGGUUCCAGGGGAACCUGACAGAGCUUGUAGGAUUCCCUUUUCCUCUUUCUUGGGCAAAGGUGUUGUCAGGGUCCCAGAUGGCUUAGUACGUUGUAGCUCUUCUUCCUGUAGAAACCACGCUUCCUUUCCUAAGUGGGCUCUGCACACUCCCACAGACAGGAGCCUGACUCGCUGCCAGAUCCCUUGGUUGGGUGGCUCAUACUAAUUAUCCAGAGAAGCACACUCUUGCUUACUGUUAGACUCCAGAAUACACUGGAAGGCCCAAGGGCCUCCUCUUCCAGGGAAACCCAUAAGGAGUCUUGUCCAUGGAAAAAUCCCACGGUCCUUCUACAGUGUUCCUGCUGGCUCUCACUGCUUUGUGCUGCCUCCCACACUUAACCUUCGAGGCCUGCAGAAGCCGACCAAUGAGCUUUGCCUCAGAGCUGUUCAGUGAUAAAGGACAGGGUCUUACCAGCUCCCCAAAGGGAUCCACUCAACAUUGCCAAACUCUUACUCUCAUGUUUUGCAUAUGUGUCUGGGAACCCCCAAGCUGAUGUCUGCUUUGGGGCUCUAAAGACUCCGCACACUUCUAAAGAUACCACUACUUCCCCCAGCUCCAGAUUCUGUGAGGGAGUUCGUUUCUUGGCAGUGGACCCACCGAGUACCCUGGGGUCACUCUUAACCAUGUUCAGGAGACAAGCCCUGAGUCUCAAGUAUCUGUUAGCUCCCAGGAACCCACCCCUCUUGCAUACACCUCUCCCCAUAGCUAGAUGGUAUUUUCCAGUCUUGUGAGAUUAUCUUGAGGUAAUGGGAGAAUUCUUCCUCUAUUCCUUUCCUCUAUACCAAGAACCUUCCCUGCUCCAUACCCAGGGUGUGGAAUACCCUUCCCCCUCCCUACUCCUUGAAUGUGUGGUAGUUCAGGUACCCUCAGUGUUCCCCCAUCCCAGUACUUGGGAGCAGGAUCUCCCUCUCUCUCAACUCCUUUUCCUUCUCUUUUUUCAGUGUUGUCUGAAUACAGUGUGCAUUCUUUUGUGUUUUUUAAAUGGACAUUUUCAAUGAAAAAAAAAUCAAAAAAAUCCUAAACUUCAGGUCUCA